Molecule: messenger RNA, 1914 nt
Organism: Galleria mellonella (greater wax moth)
Lineage: Eukaryota; Metazoa; Arthropoda; Insecta; Lepidoptera; Pyralidae
Exons: 1
Coding region: 1-1914 (637 amino acids)
Biological process (GO): DNA integration
Molecular function (GO): nucleic acid binding
Source: RefSeq, a predicted model, not a curated record
AUGCAAUAUAUUAUUGAUAAUGAAAAUCUUACAGAUACUUAUGCUUACUUAGACGAUGUCACUGUUUGUGGAAAGGAUAAACUUACCCAUGAUGCUAACUUAGCCAAAUUUAUGACAGCAGUAGAAAAAUAUAAAAUUACUUUAAAUAAAGAUAAAUGCAAGUUUGGCUCUGAGUCUAUUAACUUAUUGGGUUAUACUAUAGAGAAUAACACUGUAAAGCCUGAUAAAGAGCGUCUUAAACCAUUACUUUCUAUGCCUGCACCUACAGACUUAACUUCCUUGAAGAAAAUAUUAGGUAUGUUUGCACAUUUUUCUAGAUGGAUAAACAAUUAUUCAGAGAAAAUAAGUCCUUUAAUAACGAAUAACUCAUUUCCUUUAUCACAUGAGGCAAGCGAAUCAUUUGAAAGUAUCAAGAAAGAUAUUGCAAAUGCAGCUUUGGUAGCAAUUGACGACACACAAAUGUUCACUGUCGAAACAGAUGCUUCUGAUCAUGCUUUGGCAGCAACGCUUUCGCAAAAUGGACGCCCUGUAGCAUUUUUUUCCCGAUCCUUAACAGAUUCUGAAAGAAACCAUUCGUCAAUAGAGAAGGAAGCAUCAGCGAUUGUUGAAAGUCUACGUAAAUGGCGUCAUCAUUUAAUUGGAAAACAUUUUCUUUUAAUAACUGAUCAACAAUCUGUCUCUUUUAUGUUCAAUCAGAAGCAUACAAGUAAAAUUAAGAAUGAAAAAAUAGAGAGAUGGAGACUGGAACUGUCUUGUUUUAAAUUUGAUAUUGUCUAUCGACCUGGUAGACAAAAUAUAGUAUCAGAUGCAUUAUCAAGAGUUUGUGCUAGUACAUUUUCACGUAAAAAUUUAUAUCAACUGCACAAUACUCUAUGCCAUCCAGGAAUCACAAGAAUGGCUCAUUGGGUGCGUUCUAAAAAUUUGCCCUAUUCUCUUGUAGAGAUUAAAGACAUGACUGCGAGUUGUCCUAUUUGGGCCGAGAUAAAACCUAGAUUUGCAAAUAGCAAAGGACGACUUAUCAAAGCUACUUCUCCAUUUGAAAGACUCAGUUUAGACUUUAAAGGGCCGUUACCUUCGAAUACUGAAAAUAAAUAUAUAUUAACUAUUGUUGAUGAAUUUUCUCGUUUUCCAUUUGCUUACCCGUGUAAAGACGUAUCAUCAGGAACUGUCAUAACGUGUUUAAAGGACCUCUUCUUUACUUUUGGAACGCCUCUAUAUAUUCAUUCAGAUCGUGGUGCUGGAUUUAUGUCACAAGAAUUUAAAGAUUUCCUACUAAGAAAUAAUAUUGCUUGUAGUCGAACUACACCUUACAAUCCGGAAGGAAAUGGUCAAGUUGAGCGAUUGAAUGGGACACUGUGGAGAACCAUCCAAUUAUCUUUAAGAUCCAAGAACCUUGACAUACGAUAUUGGGAACAGGUACUACCUCUAGCAUUACAUUCCAUACGCUCUUUGUUAUGUACUGCUACGAAUGCAACUCCUCAUGAUAAGUUGUUAUGUUUUCCCAGACGAUCUGGUAAUGGAAUUUCUUUACCUUCGUGGUUAAUGAUUCCUGGCCCAAUACUUUUGAAGAAAAACGUAAGAAAAAGUAAAUAUGAUCCUCUAGUAGAAGAAGUCGAAUUGCUAGAAUCCAACCCAAAUUAUUCUUUAGUACGUUUUGCUGAUGGACGAGAGGAUACUGUAUCUAAUAGACAUCUUGCCCCAAUUAAUAGAUUAGUUGGAGAUAUAGCUAACACUGACGAAAUUGAGAACUCCGAUCGAUCUCGAACCGAUACAGAUACCGAGAGCUACAACACCACGACUGAAACCGACAAUUUGAAUGCUGAUGGCACUGGGCCUUCAAUGGUGGUCGAUUCGUCUCAGCGGCUUAUUCGUGAAAGAAGACCACCCGCUUAUUUAGGGGAUUAUGAAUUAUAA